Messenger RNA from Cordyceps fumosorosea ARSEF 2679, 1236 nucleotides. Its product is annotated as anthranilate phosphoribosyltransferase. The transcript is spliced from 2 exons. Bases 1 to 1236 code for a protein of 411 amino acids. The record is from RefSeq and is a predicted model, not a curated record. NCBI's taxonomy places the organism in Eukaryota, Fungi, Ascomycota, Sordariomycetes, Hypocreales, Cordycipitaceae. Gene Ontology annotation, cellular component: cytosol. Gene Ontology annotation, molecular function: anthranilate phosphoribosyltransferase activity. Gene Ontology annotation, biological process: L-tryptophan biosynthetic process.
AUGGCCUCACAACCGGCUGCGGCUUCAGAGGACCUCCCUCCAGUCGACAUCAAACCGCUUCUGGCCAAGAUGUGGCCCAACGACAACCGGGUAACGGCAGAUGAGAUUGCGGAAGCCAUUUCGCACUUUUUCACAAACCAAGUCACCCCUGCGCAGACAGCCUCGCUACUCAUGGCCCUACACUUUACGCAGAUGGACUUUCAGCCCGAGGUUCUCGCCAAGUGCGCCGCCGCCAUGCUGAAAGCUGCUGCACCUAUCCCGGUAGACGAGCUCAACGCUGUCAUUUCAAAGCGCGGGCACAAGGAGGGCAAUUACAACGGUGGACUUUGUGAUAUAGUCGGGACUGGGGGUGACUCUCACAACACAUUCAACAUUAGCACAACCGCAUCCAUAAUAGCCUCGGCCCUGGUCCUCGUAUCAAAGCACGGCAACAAGGCCAGCACCUCCAAGUCCGGCAGCGCCGACCUCAUUGCCAAGAUGCAGCCUCACGCCCCUGUUGUUGCGGCUGUCACGCCCGAGAACCUGGCCAAGGUCUAUGCGGCCACAAACUACAGUUUCCUCUUCGCCCCCCUCUUCCACACCGGUAUGCGCUACGUCGCACCCAUCCGCAAGCAGCUCCCCUGGCGGACCAUCUUCAACAAUGUAGGCCCGCUGGCGAAUCCCGUCGAGGACGUCCUCGAGUGCCGCGUCAUUGGCGUCGGCCGCAAGGAUCUAGGUCCUGCGUUUGCCGAGGCCCUUCGCUCCUCCGGCUGUCGCAAGGCCAUGAUUGUCUGCGGCGACGAGGACCUCGACGAGCUGAGCUGCGCCGGAAAGUCGCACUGCUGGAUGCUCAAGGAGAGGAGCCCCGGCGGCGACGUCUACACGGACUACUUCACCGUUGAGCCCAGCGACUUUGGCGUCUCGACGCACGCCCUGACGGAGGUAUCCUCUGGCAAGGAGCCGGAGGAGAACGCGGCGAUUCUGCAAAAGAUCCUCCACGGGGAGCUGCCUGACAACGACCCGCUCAUCGAGUUUGUCCUCAUCAACGCGGCCGCCCUCUUUGUCGUUUCGGGCAUCUGUGAGGCUGAAACCACUAGCAUGGGCCCUGGUGACGACGGCAAUGUGAUUGCUGAGCGCGGCCCUGGCGGUCAGCGCUGGAAGGAGGGUGUGCGCCGUGCCAAGUGGGCGAUUCGCAGCGGCGAGGCCUGGAAGCAGUGGUCGGCGUUUGUGGACAUUACCAAUGAGUUGGGUGCAUAA